Molecule: messenger RNA, 915 nt
Organism: Penicillium coprophilum
Lineage: Eukaryota; Fungi; Ascomycota; Eurotiomycetes; Eurotiales; Aspergillaceae
Exons: 2
Coding region: 1-915 (304 amino acids)
Biological process (GO): lipid metabolic process
Molecular function (GO): phosphoric diester hydrolase activity
Source: RefSeq, a predicted model, not a curated record
AUGGCUCAAAUCCACCACGGGCUGACACGUACAUUGCUGAGUACUCUCCUACUACUGCAGCCUGUUCUCGCAGUGCCAGGACAAGGAACACUAGUACCACGGGCAUCUCAGUCUUCAGUAUCUACAUCCUCAACCACGCCGUCGAUUUCAUCUCUAGCUGCAACCUGCAAUGGCCACUCAGAAUACUGCACCCGAGCCUAUUCAAAUCUCACAUUCAUAGGUGCCCAUGAUUCCCCCUUUGUCGGACCAUUACCCCAGCAGAAUCAAAACAUCGAUAUAAAAGCCCAACUCGACAUGGGAAUUCGGUACCUGCAAGCACAAUCACACCGUUCCAUCAUUGAUGAAAACGUUAUAGAGCUGUGCCAUACAUCAUGCCUGCUCGAGGAUGGAGGACCUCUCAAAUCAUUCUUGACAACUAUUAAAGACUGGCUGGAUGCGAAUCCGAACGAAGUCGUCACUCUCCUAUUGACAAACGGAGAUUCGUUGUCGGCCAACGAGUUUGGAGACACUUUCUCCAGCAGCGGGAUCGCUGAAUAUGCCUACGUCCCCCCCCACUAUGGCGCGGACACCAAAAAAGUGAACUACAUCCAAGACGAGUUUGCCUACUACUUCGAGACAGCCUACGAUGUGACAGACCCCGCUUUCUCGAAUUGCAGUAUUGACCGGCCCUCUGGUGCUGCCGCUACAGGUCGAAUGGGCAUUAUCAACCACUUCCUUGAUGUCGAUAUUCUUGGCAUAAAGAUUCCAGCUCGACACUUGGCAGACACUACUAAUGCUGCGACUGGGCCAGGUAGUAUUGGAGAGCAGGCGACGUUAUGUACUGGGUUGUAUGGGCGUGCGCCAAAUGUGAUACUGGCGGACUUUGUGGAUAAGGGGGAUGUUAUCACGGCGCAGAAGAAUCUAAAUGGGUUGUAG